Messenger RNA from Sabethes cyaneus, 8939 nucleotides. RefSeq lists its product as uncharacterized. Gene Ontology annotation, biological process: regulation of establishment of bipolar cell polarity; establishment of mitotic spindle orientation; signal transduction. Gene Ontology annotation, cellular component: spindle. The record is from RefSeq and is a predicted model, not a curated record. The transcript is spliced from 12 exons. Gene Ontology annotation, molecular function: protein binding. Bases 1481 to 6469 code for a protein of 1662 amino acids. NCBI's taxonomy places the organism in Eukaryota, Metazoa, Arthropoda, Insecta, Diptera, Culicidae.
UUUUCACGACCCAUACACGUUUAAGACACUUUACAUUCACUACGUUUGGUCAAUUCUAGAGUAUUGUAGCUCCGUUUUUUCUCCGUUUUCCAAUGCAUACAUAAACAGAAUCAAUACCAAAACAAUUCUUAUUGUAUUCGUUCCGUAAUUUAAAUUGGACCACUUUCCCCCCCUCCGUCUUAUGAGGACCGCUGCAAGCUUAUAAAUAUCGAUACAUUAAAGGCGCAUUGUGAAUUUGCAAUGAUUUCAUUUGUUAACGACAUAGUUUCACAACUUAUUGACUCCGCCAAACUCUUUUCAAAACUAUUGUGCCUUGACAAUUGACAGGAUAAUUAUUAUCCUGUCAAUUGUCAAGCAAGGAGGGGUGCAGUGGGGUGGUAAUGAUGAGAAACUGAUGGUUCAAAUUGCUAAAUUGCAAACAUGUGUGUGACACGCAAAAAAUAACCACGCUAAUAAUUUUCGCGUGGGAGUCAAAAAAGUGGAACCUCCGCAAUAAAUGUAUACGCACUUUUUAGAAACUUACACGUUCGAAGUUCGAACACUAUUUGCCACUGAUCAUUAUCGAACCAAUUAUGCUGAAUUCGGGCCCAUAAAUCAAAUGUUGGUGUUAUACAAUCAGCAUUGUAAUUUUAUUGACUCCUCGAUGAAUUGAAGCAAAAUUUUGAGGCAACGCGCAAUUUCAAUUCAUAUUAAUAGAAAGCUUUCCAAAAACUGUUUGUAAAUGUAACAUUAGGGUAAGGUUAGGCUAACAUUGUAACUAUCUCUCUUUUUGGCCAACUUUCUGACCCGAACCAAAAAUGGCUGCAUCAUAGAUACAUAACCUCAUUUUUUGGGACUUUUUAAUCGUAAAUUUAAAAGCAUGAGUACUUGUUGGUUAAAUAACAAAUUGCAAUGCUAUUCUAAGCUGACAUUAUCUCAGAAAGAGACUACACGAGUUCAACAUAGAAAUAUAUCGCUAGUUUUACAACUAAUUGUGAAAACACCCACAUGCAAGAAAUAAUUUCCACAGAAACUCGUACAACAUCACCGCCUGAACUCAACAAACUUAGCUAGCUCAGUUGAAACUCUUUCCCACCUAAUCCGUUUCAUCAAACCCGAAACAUAAUCUCCGCACGUGUAUAUAUGCUGCCGACAUUCCACGACGGCUUCAGAAUCAGAAACCAUCUUCAAAACAGAAUGAAGGCACACAAAGUGAGAAUGAAUGAAAUUGCUUUUUUCGUGACUGUAUGAAUGAAUGAAAUAAAAAGGAUUCUUCCGUAAGCAACAAACAACCGUCUCGGUGGGCAAAAAACAUACCCACCCUAAGGAAAAGCUAAGAUACCUCGCGCCAUUGUUAGAUUUAGUAAAUGCAACUACCACUUGUAGUCUCUGGCUCGGAAAACUCCCUAAUUCGCCGCAUCAUUAGGAAAAAUCCUCUGAGCCGGCGGUGCAAAGCUAGGAUGUCUCGCAUUUAGAAACCCGUCGAUGAUUUCAAAAAGCCAUGGACUACCGCCGGUUUGAAAGCAUUUUAGCCGCAAGCCCGUCACCACGUCCUUCGUCGUCUUCCUAUAAGGUCCAUCCUGCGGAUUCACCGCAGAUUUGCGGCGUUGGUGACACCAGCCAGCAGCAGCCAUUUCGUCGCAGUCACUCGAUGCGGUCGUCCUUCACCUCACUGCGAAGCCUGAAAACACGCCUAAAACAUCCCACUGUGGCUGCUAAAUAUAACCAACUAUCACCUCCCAGAAGGGACUUUCAUCACCACCAUAACCAAAUACCAUCAGCGCAUCAGUCGCACACACUGACCACUGCGGCAGCGGUGGCUGCUAAAGCGAAUCUGAAAAGCAAGCUACAAAAGCUAAAAGAAACUUAUGCUGAAUUCAAACUGUUGCAAUCAUCCUCGUCACAAUCUAGUCAUGAAACCAAAAAGCAAACCUAUCUCGUAGCGACGAAGAAUUCCACUUUCAAAAUUCCGGACCAAAUGCCACCAAAGGCGGCUGCCCUUUUGCUGGACGGAUCCACUCGACACAAAGUUAAACGAACACAAUCUCUGCGGGUGAACAGCGAGCCUCGAUAUGCCGCCAUAAUCGGAGGCCGACUUGAGCAAACGCUCACUACGGAAGAAGCUGCGCCACCCCACAACAGGCUAACGGUGCGUAAGGCUAGCUUGGGGUGUGGACCAUCGCAAUAUACCCGAGAGGCAGCGAAGGAUGAACCCCAAGGCGAAACUCUAACAGUUACGAAAACAGCAACCAUUCGGAAAAGUUCAGUUUGGGCCAACAGCAGUAGCAGUAAAAUCAGUUUACCGGAUGUGGUGAGUCGGUCGUUAUCGAACGUCGGACUUUCGGACUGCAGCGUUAUUUGUCCAACAACUAGCAAGCGGGCCGAGGAAAAUGACAUACCUAUUUCGGCACAGCCCCAGUACGGCAGCAGUUUGCUAGAUGUCGCCACCAUAGAAUCAACGCUCACGUCCCCAACGCCAUCUACACUGUCGGUGCCGCUGGAGCUCAGCCAUGUCGAUGAAUGCACUCGAAAUCUGAGCCGAAUGACCAGUGCCAGCUCACCGAAUCUCAGCUCGGUUUCAGCGAAGAAGAUGGAAUAUCUACUACCUCACCAGCAGCAUCCGCCGGGCUCGCAACCUGCAGUACCACCGAGCAAACGGCAAAUCUCUCCAAAAAUCAUUAAGAAAACUCGUCAUCUAUCUACCAGCUCUGCAGACGACGAAGGCCACCCGAGCAGCCCCAAAGCAAUCACCCAUCGAGUCGGAAGCCUCAUCGAGACAAACAACAACAUUAACAACAACAACAAUAGUUUUGCAAAUAACGUCGGAACUACGAUCGAUGUACUUGCUAGCACUACCAAACCGGCGGGAGACCGCGGCACAGGGUCGAAUUUUCCGAAUCAUCCUUACUGGAAGCACAAAAUUACCAAAAAGCAACACAAAAUGGCCCAGGCGCAGUUGGAUAGGCUGACACAAAUAAAUAUUCAUUUGCAUGCCCUAUUUGCUGCGGUCGAGCAUGGCCAUCUGGAGAAGGCUCGUACGAUUCUUGAGAGCACAGACGUGGACGUCAACAGCCUGAACAGCGACGGUCUAUCUCCCCUCGAUGUGGCCGUUCUCAGCAAUAAUCGAUCUAUGACGAAAAUGCUGCUACAGCACGGUGCCAUCGAGAAUGCCCAUACGAUCCAAGCGGCCAACAAUAACGUCGGACUGCAUUUGAACAAUCUUCUGUGCGAGGCCGAGACCACCAUCCAUGAACUGGGAAACUUCGACGGAAGCCAACCGGGCCAUCAACAUCAGGGUAGCGGUGGCAUCAGUGGGGUUGCAGGCAAGACGACCUUCUCGAACAUUAUCGCAGGAAGUGGGGGACCAUCGGUUACGAGCUGUACCGGUAGUGAUGUCGACAAGCAGGUCGGACUUUGGGAGCGUCGGGUCAAAGGUCUUCGAAGGAUGAUACUGGGCUGGGAUCAAACUAAGCCGCCCGAUUUACCCAAUCGGAUAGAAAUCGAUGUAACCGGGUGCAGCUCAGUUAGUCUGAGGCUGUAUGAACCACUUGAAGGUGCCAUAUCAACCAAGUUCAAAGUGCAAUGGUCAUCCCGCUCGGACUUCAGUAACAUAGUCGGUGAGCGAGAAGUCAACGAAUGGACCAGCUUCCACGGCUGUAUGGGUGCGGUGUGCAAUCUGAACGAACUGAUACAGGGUCGACGGUAUUUCUUUCGUGCGUCUGCUGGGAACAUCAAAGGCUGGGGCUCUUACAAACUGUCCACGCCAAACUGCGUCGUUCCAUCCAGCUGGCGAGACCUGGGGUGUCGCGAGAACCGUUUUGCCGGGAAGCAACGUAACUUGGAUGAUCUGUUCAAUGCGGUCCGGCUAGCUCGACCAGAUGAUGCUUCCGAAAUUGCCCUAGAUACAGUGAUUCCGGCAAAACGACCCAUCAAAAAGAAAACCACAAUCAAGCAGCUUUUUUCGGCAGCGUCCAAGUUUCAGAAAAAUAUGAAGAGGGGUAUCUACCUGGCCUGCGUUCUGUACCACGAAGACAAACUGCUUCUCACCAACGAAGACUUCGUACCGGUGAUAGAGAUCGAUGAAACGUUCACUAGCAACCUGCACACCGAUUUCUAUUGGAUGAUGAAGGUUGCCUGCACGUGGGACGACGUGAAGCUACUACGGAUGGACAUGGAACGUAACGCUUCCUCUGCAAUUCACUUUCGAACGAAGCUGCUGUCGGCUGCCUGCCAGAUGCAAGCCGCCCUUUCCAUUACGGACCUAGGUCAAUUAUACUACAAACCGCUACGAGACGUGCACGGCACCGUGGUGCUAUCCUGUGUUAAUUGCAUAAAGAGUCCCAAAAGUAUAUCAGUACUGAACUCACGUUGGAUUCCACUAAAUAAAAUCCACAAGAAGCUCGCCGUCUCGAGUGAGGACAGCAGCAUCAACGAGUUGCUAAUGAACUCGAUUCAAGACCAGAUCAACUAUCAUCAAGUGUCCAAUAUUCGGCUGCCGCGGGGCCUUUACAUUGGUUAUCUUAAGAUGCAAAGCUCGGUGGAGGUAAUCCAGGUGGUGGUUCCGGUGAAGGCCCCGAACGUACUACCGCACUGCAAGGUUCGCGAUAAUCCGCACGUAUCAGCGGAGGAAUGGGAACUCAUCAAGCAGCACAAACAGUCCAGUUUGCUGGAAUUUCGACCGAAAACCCAGGGCCCGACCGAAGUUCAGUUUCAUUUUCUGGAAAUAUUAACCAAAGCCGUGCACAAUCUGUUCCAGUACAUGGACAUUUCGAUAGACGUUGCAGUCGCUCAUCGGCUGUACGACGUCGAAGUGAUUGAAUUGAAUCACGAUGUGAGUUUUCUAAUUGUUUGCCCACCGGCAGAGAGUAGCUGUGCAGUGCCAGGCCAGAAAGACGUUCUACUUCAGCGGGGUGAUUUGUUCUCGAUGCCGAUUCAGGCCUUCGAAAUGAUUCAUCUGAAAACCUACCAGAGUAAUAUCGUACAGAAGUACUCACGGUUAUCCUGCAUCUUGGAGUUAGACACUAUGAUGGCGAACCAUUUACAUAGGGAAGCAUUUAGUACGUUGGAGCUCCAAAAAGCGAAGGACCGUUUAGCUAAGUUACAGGAUUUAUCCACUGGGUUAAAUACAAUUUGGAAAGGCGUACGCUGGUUGAUGGAUGUGAUAAGCUAUGCAAGGGAUCGGGCUAACAUGCCAGAGUUAAAUAUGAAACAAAUUUUGGAUUACAAAAGCGCGUACUUCGGGAAAAAGGUAUCCACAAACGUCGACAAAAAGGGUGGCAGUGAACCAAAACUAUUGCAACCCCCUGGUUGUCCACCUGUAUUCCACAAAAGUAGUCCAGGCCGAGGUUCAUGGCCUGGACCUACGGCUGAGAACUCCCUAGGACAAAACGGCCUACUAGAUGCCGAAUAUUCCAAAUCCGAGCAGCUAUUAAAGUACAACAGUCAACGCUUUUUAGAUGUUAGUAACGUCAAUUCACGAAAAAACAGCGCUGACUCUGCCUACUCAAACUCAGGCAACAGCUACUAUUCAGUAACAGGAGUGGAACCGGAAAAAGAGUUCGUCGUCCCACGAUUACCACCUUCUCGUUCGGAGGACACAUUGAAUAUCGAAAAAAAGAAAACUUCCGAACAAUCCACCAAUAGCAACAAGAAACGGCCGCCAACCAUGUAUUCCAGUUAUUCUGCAACUUCCAGUCCACUAUUGAAUGUCCGAUCGCCUUUCACAGCCCCGAUUGCCACCGCAACAAAACCCAACACCAACGAAGACAUGGAAAAUCAAAGCAUUCAGCCAUCACUGACCAAGGUAGUGAGCAAGAAACCUCGCGAACAGGCUCUCAAAACUCUCAAUCAAAUCGAGCCUGAUUACGAACCGAUCGUAACAACCUACUUAAAGCCUACGCUAACCGCGCUGCAAAACGAGGCGAAGGGCUAUCAAACCGCACUUCAUAUAGCCGAAGAACCCGCGAAGCACCUCCAGCAACUUCCACCCGAUGUUCUCGAUCACCGAACGGUACCUGAGCCAACCAUACCAGAUUUGGCUCAAUCUUCUCAACGGCGUCCAAUUGCGCCUGGUGCAUCAGAGUCGACCAGUGCCGAAUCAGCAAAAUCUUCAGAAUCUGGAGGCACCGGUCCCGUGACCACAAGCAUCGUUCAGGUCUACGCCGCCUACGAGACGGGACUGCCAAGUGGAACUUCACUAAAGUUACGAGUCACGCAGAAAACUUCCGCUAGGGAAGUGAUCGAUCUUGUGGUGAAACAGCUCAACAUGGCGGUUGUACUGAAGGGUAAAGAAGGGCCCAUCUACGCAGCUGAUAAGUUGGAAAAUUUCUGCCUUGUCGCAGUGAUCGGUGCCAGAGAACGCUGUUUGCGAGACGACUUUCGUCCGCUUCAGCUGCAAAAUCCGUGGAAAAAAGGGCGCCUAUACGUUCGCCAGAAGCAUGAUCUGCUGGCGGCCAUUGAACAUUCCAACCGCGAUACGGCCGAAAUAUAGUAAUAAUGUUAACGGGUACGCGCGCGUGUGUGCAUGUUUGUGUAUUUCAGUCUUCUGUAAACUAGUGACUAUCUCUUUCUUAGUGCUACACAUAGAUAUAGACUUAACCGAACAAAAAUGAGACAACAAUGAAAGACACCGAUGUGAUAGAUUCUGUUUCGUAAGAUAAAAGUAGUCUAGCGCAAAUCUCUAGCUCUCUAUAUUUUAGAACAACCGUUAUUGAAUGAUAGAUGAUUUUUAAUUUUUUGGUAAAAACAAUGACUAUAUUAUGCUUUGGAAAAAUUUAGCAGACCCCGAUCUGUAGAAAAAUACUUGUAAUGCUGUAAGAUAAAUUCCGGACAUCCGCAUUUAGCAGCGAAUUGAUCAAGCAAAAAUACCAAAAAUUAACAAAUUUGAUCGAAUUGUACAUUAAAAGCUUUGCAGCAUUAUUAAAAUCAGCUGAUUCUCAGUUUAGCAGUAAGUUUGUUUUUAAAUUUAGAAGAAAUCUUUUUGCAAUAGAAGAAAACUUGGCUUGUGUUCAAAAUUAAAUGUUUCGCGGUUUAAGUCGCUUUGCCGGGUUGCCAGUUCAAAUUUAUCAGCGUCCAUUCCUAUUUUAUCAUAAUUUUUUAAGAUAUGAAAUGUUGUACGCAAGUAGUAAAUACAAAAUUACUAUUAUUUUUCAAAGUUUAGAUGCGAGGUAGAACUUAGCACGAUUUUAGUAAGCUGACAUGGAAAAAGUAGCCCAAUAAAUAGCAUGAAACGUUUUCUAUCAGUGUAUCCUGACACUAGGUGUGUCGUGUGUAAGAUUAAAUAAAACUGAAACUGUUAUACUUAAUCUCAUGUAUUUUUGUCGUGACUGAUGAAUGAAGUCAGGCAUUAACUACAUUUUUAUAACGGUGUUUUACAACAGAUUUUAAAAAAUAGUAGAAAGGUUAGAAUAUAGAUAUCGAUGCGGUGUGAUAUUUUAAGCGAUAUUUUAGCUAUCUUGCAUGAUCCACUUCAGACAUCCCUACUACCAUAGCAUAAACAUCAGGAUCCUUGAUCUUUCUGGCUCAUUACUCUCGUAGUAAAGAUCUUCAGUAACCAAGUGACACGCAACAGCCCCAGCAGCACGUAUACAAAAUGUGAAGGCAUAUAACUCUAUCUACAGACCAAUUGAAACAGCCAUAGGAUCCGACAGCGAAGAAGAAACAAACGUACACACUGGCCAUAAAACGAUGCAUUACUUUUGUUUAACACCCUGUUGGACACCAGUCCAUUUGUGUUAUAAAACAAAAUUUCAUUUUCCUUAUCCCAACCACCUCCGCCUCAUCAACGCAUGCAAUGCAAAGCAAACACUUCACUGUCUAUUUUCACAUACUCAAUUUGGCAUGAUCGCCAAUGUGAUAUCUGAUAUUUUCACAUAUUUCCUUGCACAACUAAUUAAAGCUACCUUAUCGCUCGAAGGUGAAGCUCGAAGUUCUUUCUGAUCCAAUCAGAUACUUCAAUCAACCCUUCUUAAUAAGCAUGAAUCGUGCAUUAGGCACACUUAUUUUGCUAGUACGUCAUCUUCUGCGAGGUUGGAAGAUACCCUGGUUUGAUCAGAGUUUACUUCGAACCAACCAACUUCAUAUAAUCUUCGUUAUUUAUAAUUUUUCUACACUUUCGUGUUUACACUUUGAUUAACUCCAUAUGCCCAAAGUUUCAUUACUUUCUUCUGCCAUUCUCCUCAUCUGAUGUGCACCACCGUUAUAAAAAUCACUGAAACUGUUGUUAUUUAUACGAUAGAAAUACAAAAAAAGGUCCUUUAGCAAAAAUGACUGUUGUUAAAAUAAUUAGAAGAAAAAACUAAUAAAUUAAAUUAGAUUGCAUAUGCAAGCUAUCUAUACUCAGCAUUAAUACCGAAAUGAAAACAAACAAGUAACAUUUGCAAAAAGCUCCUAUUACCGCCGGCAGUUCGCGAUGAAACAUUCAUUUCAAAUUGGUCACUUUUGUGGAAAAUUAAUAAACUGAACAAGAAACAUGGCAGCGAAAUUGAUCUUGACGACUGUAGUUGGAGCCUUUAGUGUUAUGUUGUCACACAAAAUCAAACUCUCAUAUGAUAAAUAAUGUAAUGGAAUCAAAAAAUAAUUUACAUACGUCAGGGCUUAUUACCACUGGUUUGAGACUCACAACGAGCUUAUCCCGCCGCAAAGCGAUAAAAUUGAUUCUAUUCUAUACUGAACACACUUUCCCCUACGAAAAAGAACAUCUCGUACGUGUACGUGGAUAUUUCAGCUCACAAUGCUGCUGCGGAUAGCUCUUAAGUCUGAUGAGCUACCGCGCGAGUUACGGAAAGGCGUAAUUUUCUGGAAAACAAAAUCAUGUAAAUAAAUCGGUAUUUUAACUAGUAAUAACAAAUAAAAACGAUUUAAGAAAGGCCGCAGCUGGGACCUACAUGGAUAUUACACACCAAUCACGUAACCACAAGCAGAAAUCCCAACAAAAAUAUGUAGAUUUAAAAUCUAUAAGA